Daucus carota subsp. sativus is the source of this 1008-nucleotide messenger RNA. RefSeq lists its product as uncharacterized. Bases 56 to 814 code for a protein of 252 amino acids. The record is from RefSeq and is a predicted model, not a curated record. Lineage: Eukaryota; Viridiplantae; Streptophyta; Magnoliopsida; Apiales; Apiaceae. The transcript has a single exon.
CUUUCCUCAUCUCAAAAACAAAUAAAAUCUCUCAAACAUUGUUUCUCUCUCUAGCAUGCCAUCAAUUGAUAUAGAAGCUGCCUUCGCCUCAGUCCGCAGUACCAGUGGUCGCAAAGUCGCUUGCGAGCCACUCGGCGGCGACGAUCCCACCGUCGUCGCCGCCGAUGCGCCGCCGGAGUCGUUUUGGUUGUCUAAAGACGCCGAGUUCGACUGGUUCGAUCGUAACGCGUUUCUCGAGCGCAAGGAAUCAACUAAAGGAAGCGUCGUGAAUUCUAGUCACUCGAACUCGAAUUCGCAGCGAUUUUCGCAUAAUUUGAAGUCCAAGUCGAAGGCCGCGGCGAUUAUUGGAUUGCCGAAGACGCAGAAGAAUACUUUUUGCGAGCGGCGGAGGUGUAAGCCGCUGAAUGUUCGCUUGUUUCCGCCGAAAAGACCGGAGUCGGUGGGGAAGUCGACGGCGCAUAUGAACGAGCCGUCGUCGCCGAAGGUCUCGUGUAUAGGACGAGUCCGGUCGAAGAGGAUUCGCCGUCGUAAGCCGGAGAAGAAAGAUGGAAAACCGGCUGUGAGGACUGAACCGGAGCGUGUAGGUUUUUGCGGCGGUUUAUUUUCGUUGUUUCGGUCUGAUCGACGUGGAGCGGUUGCGAAAAGUGAAGAUUCAUCGGUGAAAUCGUCUUCACAUAGAAAGAAGAAUAGGAGUAAAAGGUGUGAGAAUGUUUCUGUAAGUAAUGAACCGGUGAUCGAACCGGCCGGUUUAGGUGGAAUGAAGCGGUUCGUGUCCGGUCGGCGUAUGGAGUCUUGGGGUGAAAUAGAAUCAUAGAAUGAACGGGUUAGGUAGUUAGGCGUGUUUUUGGUGAGCUGAGCUGGCGUCCUCGCCGGUUUUAUAGAUUUUUAUUUUAAAUUAUAUAUUGGUUGAAGUUGUAAAUAAUUUGUCUUUGUUUUCUUUAUUUGAGUGGAGCUGGGAAUCUGUUUCUUAGCUUUGUUUGAAAUAUAAUAUUUGGCAUCAUGUGAAAA